AUGUCCGACUCGAGCGCUACAGGACUCAUCGCUAACAAGGAAGCCCUGCCUGCACCCAGCAGGGACGGAGAGAGACGACCAGGGGGACUGGGUUCAGCCGAUUCCUACACGAGUAGACCUUCGGAUACCGACCUGUCCCUGGAGGAAGACCAGGAGGCGUCUCGGCGUGAAGCCGAGCGCCAGGCUCAGCUGCAGCUGGAGAGGGCCAAGUCCAAACCGGUAGCUUUUGCAGUGAAGACCAACGUGAGUUACUGUGGGGCGCUCGAUGAGGACUGUCCCGUCCAAGGUGCUGCCAUCAACUUUGAAACCAAAGACUUUCUACACAUAAAGGAGAAAUUCAGCAAUGACUGGUGGAUUGGACGGCUGGUGAAGGAGGGAGCCGACAUAACCUUCAUCCCCAGCCCUGUGAAACUGGAGGCCAUGAGAAUCAAGCAGGAGCAGAAACAGGCACAGAGGAAGGCUGGGAACGCCUCGUCCGGCGGCUGGAGAUCCACACCACCACCUUCAGCCAAACAGAAGCAGAAGCAGACGGAGCACUUGCCGCCGUAUGAUGUGGUGCCUUCCAUGCGGCCCGUGGUGCUGGUGGGCCCCUCCCUGAAAGGCUAUGAGGUGACAGACAUGAUGCAGAAAGCCCUGUUUGACUUCCUCAAGCACAGGUUCGAUGGGAGGAUCUCCAUCACGAGGGUCACGGCCGACCUGUCCCUGGCCAAACGGUCGCUGCUGAACAAGAAAGCCAUCAUGGAGAGGUCCAACACGCGCUCCAGCCUGGCUGAGGUUCAGAGUGAGAUAGAGAGGAUCUUUGAGUUGGCUAAGACCCUCCAGCUGGUAGUGCUGGACGCAGACACUAUCAACCACCCUGCCCAGCUCCUCAAGACCUCCCUGGCCCCCAUCAUCGUCUACGUGAAGGUGUCCUCGCCAAAAGUUCUUCACAGGCUCGUCAAAUCUCGAGGGAAGUCUCAAAGCAAGCACUUGAACGUCCAGAUGAUGGCUGGAGACAAACUGGCCCAGUGUCCCCCAGAGAUGUUUGAUGUCAUUCUAGAUGAGAACCAGCUUGAGGAUGCCUGUGAACACCUGGCUGAAUAUCUAGAUAUAUACUGGCGCGCCACUCACCUGCCCUGCUCCGCCCCCCUCAACCCCUUAUUGGACCAAAGCGUGGUCACCCCACCCUCUGCAAACUCCAGUCAGCAGUUCUCUGAGACUCAGGAACUCAUCGAGUGAUCCCUGCUGCCACACACCUGGGAUCAGCGCCCUUGCUAUUGACCGGGGGUCAGUGCACAGGGGACCAUGGGUCAACAGGGGUCACCAGAGGUCACUAGGCCCUCAUCUCAGUGGGCCUUGCCACCAUCUCCACACAGGCCACGCCCUGUCUGUUCCCCAGGAAGCCGAGGAGCGAAGGGGGGGGAGAGAGGGAGAGAAUACCCACAGCCUGGGAGAGAGAAAGAGGGGGGUGGGGGGAACAGUAUGCGGUUGAGUUGGACGGCUGAAAAGAACAAAGAUCCACCAUCACCAGUAAAGAAAUCCCAGGGCGUCUUACCCUGCCAGAGGUCCCUCUGCUCCCCCUCCACACCACGUCUCAGGGCUGCUUCCUGCUGCAGCGCGCCUACUGGUUAGAACUCAGCCAGCGUAGCGACCACCAGCCUGCCCCCUCUUACCACCCUCAUCCCCUACCUCCUCUGUCAGCACCAAGACCCC
This is a messenger RNA of Hypomesus transpacificus, 1692 nucleotides long. Its product is annotated as voltage-dependent L-type calcium channel subunit beta-4-like. Gene Ontology annotation, cellular component: voltage-gated calcium channel complex. Gene Ontology annotation, molecular function: protein binding; high voltage-gated calcium channel activity. Gene Ontology annotation, biological process: regulation of voltage-gated calcium channel activity; chemical synaptic transmission; calcium ion transmembrane transport. Lineage: Eukaryota; Metazoa; Chordata; Actinopteri; Osmeriformes; Osmeridae. The coding region runs from base 1 to 1218 and encodes 405 amino acids. The transcript has 15 exons. The record is from RefSeq and is a predicted model, not a curated record.